AAUCUCAUGGUGGUUUAUCUUAUGGUCAAAGCCCAAGUCACUUUGAACCAAAGCAUGUGCCACCACCAAUUCCAAAGAAAUGUGACUGGGAAAUUGAACCUGCAGAGCUGGAUUUCCCUAAUGGCGCCAUGAUCCGAAAGGAUUCCUUUGGUGAGAUUGUGAAAGCUUAUUGGGAGAUGCGCACCAAUAGCAGUGAAACCUGGUACCUUGGUGACAGUCUCUCCUAAGAUCCUUUUGUUUCGUAAGUUCCAUUGCAUUGAUGCAGUCAACGUCUACCAAUCCCAGAUUUCGUUGUGGAAAUAAGCUACUCACUACCUAAAAUGCAGCCUUCUUUGCCACCCAUGGAGAUGACAAUGUGUUUGUCUGUGAUUACAGGAUGGCAAUGGUGGCCGUGGUGAUGAUACGCCAGGAGUAACGACACUUCCUACCAAGAUCAUUGUCGGUUUGAUGGAAAAUGAGAAGGAACCAUUUACUGAAACAACCACCGGUGGUCCAUCCAACAAAAAAAAUCUCUGCUUAUAAUGUCAUCCACAGCAGCUAAGAAGCCACACAUUGCAUAGUUGGAAGAGUAUGCUGUUUAAAGCCACAGCAGUGUCUUACUAGAAUAAUGCGUAAGCAUAAUCGUUGUCACUUUCACAACUACAUCUGGUGGGUAUUAUUUUCUUUAAACUAUCAGACAAUCAUAUUUGGCUUUUCUUAUCAUAUUUUGCAAACAUAUCAGUGAACAUUCAUGUUUGCGUGUUUAACUUAAAGAAAG
Brassica oleracea var. oleracea is the source of this 757-nucleotide messenger RNA. RefSeq lists its product as uncharacterized. Lineage: Eukaryota; Viridiplantae; Streptophyta; Magnoliopsida; Brassicales; Brassicaceae. The record is from RefSeq and is a predicted model, not a curated record.